GCUGCAGGACAACAGGUGGUGUUGUUAUUGUCAGACUGAAGGAACAUAUCCGUCCCACACAAAGAGAUCUUUCAGAAAGCAGCAGAGAGACGAUGAACCUGAGGAGCGCCGCCUCCUAACGCCAGCGGAGACAUCAUGGACGAGGAAACACGUCACGCAGUGGACGAGACAGAGACCCCGGCUCUGUACCCGCCUCCCCCGACCCCUGGCCCGGGCAGCCCGCUCACUCACCUGGGGGUGCUGCUGGCCGGACACGACGCUCCGGGGACCGGCGGAUGGGACAGGAGGCUGGAGCUGGGGUUUCAGUGUCAGUUACUGGGAGCAUCAAGGGAACCAGGAAGAGAAGCUCACGCGGACCAGAGCGUCACCAUCCUGCACGCCAAGGUCGCUCAGAAGUCCUACGGCAACGAGAAGAGGUUCUUCUGCCCUCCUCCUUGUGUUUACAUCAGCGGUGAUGGAUGGAGGGUCAUGCAGGACCAUCUGAAAGCGGCCGGCGGCGGUGGAGACCUGGUGACCCGGCUCUGUGGUUACAUGUGUCUGGACAGCUCGGCUCAGUCUCAGGCCGACUCCUUCAAACUGGCCUUCGACGAGCAGCCAGACUCCAGGAUGUUUGCGUCGGCCAAGUCCCUGUUCAUCUCUGAUCAGGACAAGAGGAAACAUUUCUGCCUGAUGCUGAGGCUCUUCUUGGGCAACAGACAGGAAGUGGGUUCGUUCCAGAGCCGGAUGAUCAAAGUCAUCUCCAAACCGUCCCAGAAGAGACAGUCCAUGAAGAACGCCGACCUGUGUAUCUCCUCGUGCUCCAGAGUAGCGUUGUUCAACCGUCUCCGCUCUCAGACGGUCAGCACUCGUUACCUGUCGGUGGACAGAGGAGCCUUCAUCGCCAGCGCCAGACAGUGGACCGCCUUCACCAUCACACUGGUGGAGGACCAGUGUUCUGACCAAGGAGACUUUGUGCUAAGCGAAGGCUUCAUCUGUUACGGCUGUGUGGUCCAGUUAGUGUGCACCGAGUCUGGAGCCGCUCUGCCUCUCCAGGUGAUCCGUAAGGUCAACAAGCAGCAGGCCAUCCUAGACGUGGACGAGCCGGUCUCUCAGCUCCAUAAGUGUUCCUUCCAGUUCAGAGACGACCCCACCACAUACCUGUGUCUGUCCAACGACACCAUCAUCCGGUACCAGGCCCCCUCCAGCACCAGAGACCCCAGCAGGGUGGUGCUGAACGACGGGUCCUGCUGGACCAUCAUCGGAGUGGAAGCAGUGGAGUUCACCUUCAAUCAGGGUCCGGCCUGCAUCCAGAACCCGGUUACUCCUUUUCCUGUUAUCACAGGGUUAGAGGUGAACGGUGGAGGACACGUUGCCACUCUGGAGGUCAACGGAGAAAACCUCAGCCCUCAUCUCAAGGUGUGGUUUGGAAACAGCGAGGCAGAGACCAUGUUCAGGUCUCAGAAGUCUCUGCUCUGCGUUGUUCCUGACGUCUCGAUGUUCAGUGGCGGCCGGCGCUGCCUGAGACGCAUCGUCACCGUCCCUUUGUGUCUGAUACGAUCCGACGGCCUGAUCUACAGAACCGCCUUCACCUUCACCUUCACCCCCGAGCUCCAGCCGCCGCCGUGCAUCCGAGGAGCAGCGGGAGGAGGGAGGAGAGAGGGGGGGAUGGAGGGAGGCCAGCAGGACGACGUCCUGUUGGAGACCAUCCACCAGGAAUUCACCAGAGCCAACUUCCACCUCUUCAUGCAGAGUUAGCUCUCCUGUCCUCAGGUGAACGUCAGGAGCAAAGUCUGAUCAUCAGCAGGGAACUCUUUGGUUUGGAUCCAUGCUGCUCCAGAUCUUGACCUGAUAUUUAUCAUA
This is a messenger RNA of Anoplopoma fimbria (sablefish), 1839 nucleotides long. It is a transcript of the gene rbpjl, whose product is annotated as recombination signal binding protein for immunoglobulin kappa J region-like. The coding region runs from base 136 to 1734 and encodes 532 amino acids. The record is from RefSeq and is a predicted model, not a curated record. Gene Ontology annotation, molecular function: DNA-binding transcription activator activity, RNA polymerase II-specific; RNA polymerase II cis-regulatory region sequence-specific DNA binding. The transcript has 13 exons. Gene Ontology annotation, biological process: regulation of transcription by RNA polymerase II. NCBI's taxonomy places the organism in Eukaryota, Metazoa, Chordata, Actinopteri, Perciformes, Anoplopomatidae. Gene Ontology annotation, cellular component: nucleus.